Messenger RNA from Monascus purpureus, 1830 nucleotides. The record is from the annotation of a GenBank genome assembly. Lineage: Eukaryota; Fungi; Ascomycota; Eurotiomycetes; Eurotiales; Aspergillaceae.
AUGGGUGUGCAACUGAAGAAUGCCUACGACUACAUUAUCCUCGGCGGAGGGACAGCAGGAUGUGUCAUUGCGAAUCGACUUUCUGAGGACCCCAACACCACGGUCUUGGUGAUUGAGGCUGGGAGUUACCGGCCCGAUGACCCAAAAAUCAACACCCCUGGCUUGAUGACCUCGCUAUAUGACAAGCCCGAAUACGACUGGAGCUUCUUCACUGAGCCUCAAAAACACCUGAACGGACGAAUUAUCAGUCAUCCUCGAGGUAAGGGCGUCGGUGGAUCUACGUCUUUGGCGUAUGGCGUAAUCGUAUUUCCUUCCCGGGCUACAAUAAAUGCAUGGGAAAAGCUGGGUAAUAGAGGCUGGGGAUGGAAGGAUAUGGGCCGCUACUAUCGCAAAUUUCACACCUUGAACGAACCGAUUGCCAAAACGGCUGAAGACCUGUCCCUGGCAUAUUUGGACAAGAAUAUCCGAGGUACUAAUGGACCUAUUCAAGUCUCCUUCCCAAACGAGGACUUUUAUGGAGCAUUGCAUAAGGCCUGGACCCAGACCUUUCAAAACCUCGACAUGGGAUACACGGGUGACCCAGCGACGGGCAAGAUGAAAGGUGGCUUUACCAACCCCUGCUGUGUCGACCCUAGGUCCAAGAUGCGGAGCUAUGCAGGAAACGCCUACUAUAACCCCGAGGUGGCUAAACGUCCCAAUCUCCAGUUUCUCACCGAAACCCUGGCAGAGAAGAUCCAUUUUGAUGACGUUGACCGACAGACGGCCACGGGUGUACUGUUUCGGACUGUAGAUGGAAACCAACAGACGGCUCAUGCAAGGAAAGAAGUCAUUGUGUGUGCUGGCACCGUCCAGUCGCCGCAACUCUUGGAGCUGUCAGGAAUUGGAGAUGCCAAACGGCUUAAAGCACUCGGUAUCACCCCUGUUGCUGACAAUCCCUAUGUGGGGGAGAAUCUGCAGGAUCAUGCGUGCGCCGGCAUCAGCUUCGAGGUCAUUGAUGGUAUAUCAACAAUUGAAGACACUAAAAUUCCGGGCAAACUAGACGAACUUAUUCAGGCAUAUCAAAAUACCCAUUCCGGUCCAUUGACAGCGAGCUGUAUCUCGUCGGCGUAUAUACCAGUGAACGAUUUAUCGAUUUUAGGGGACCGUAAGGUGCUCCAACCUAUCCUAGAUGCCGAAUUGAAAGUUAAACCUGGCGGACACCCAGCUCUUCAGAAGCAAUACGAGUUACAGCGCGCCAUUGUCGAGGACACAAAUGAUUCCACCAUCCACUAUUGGAUGCUAAACACCCAACUCUGCCCGCAUACAGGGCCCAGGCCGACAGACUGGUUUGGCAUGAAAGAAGAUGGCCGCUACGCUGUGAUUGACGCCUCCCUGACAAAUCCGUUCUCUCGAGGGUCCGUCCACAUUAAAUCAGCAGAUCCAACUGCAAAGCCAGCUAUCGAUCCGAUGUACCUUUCCAACAAGCUCGACCUUGAACUCUUAGCCCGCCACGUACUCUUCAUCGAAACCAUUGUGAAGACCGAACCAUUCGCAUCCUUGAUCAAGCGAGAUGGCCGCCGGGUUCCGCCCAAUACACACCUCCACACUCUCGAGGAGGCAAGGCAGUUUGUGUGUGACACCGUAGUGUCGAACUACCAUCCUGCGGGUACAUGUGCCAUGCUCCCACAGGAGCUUGGGGGAGUGGUUGACGACCGGUUGAAGGUGUACGGCACGAAGAACGUGCGAGUGUGCGAUGCUAGCAUCUUCCCGCUCAUCCCCCGUGGGAAUAUCCAGACCAGCGUAUACGCCACGGCCGAAAAAGGAGCCGAUCUGAUCAAGGGUGUUGUAUGA